Molecule: messenger RNA, 4635 nt
Organism: Cercospora beticola
Lineage: Eukaryota; Fungi; Ascomycota; Dothideomycetes; Mycosphaerellales; Mycosphaerellaceae
Product: TIP120 domain-containing protein
Biological process (GO): protein ubiquitination; SCF complex assembly
Cellular component (GO): nucleus
Source: RefSeq, a predicted model, not a curated record
CGUCAAAAGCUCCAACAACCAGCUGCACACCAUCCCACAUUUUCUCUCUUCAGCAUUACACUUUAGUGCACUCGAAUACCAUUCUACACCUCUACAUCCAUCUCCGCCCUCCGCACCACCGCCGACUGACCACUCCUCCCCCUUCCCGCCCGCCAUGGCGAGCAACACGGUGCCCCAGAAUCCCACCUCGCACAAUGUCGCCAGUCUCUUGCACAAGCUGCACGAUGCCGACUCGGAUAUUCGCUACAUGACCCUCAACGACCUGAACCAAAUGUUCACCAUCGGUCAUGCCACCUUCCUGCAACACGACUACACAACAUGCGCAAAAGUGGUUGAAGGGCUGCUGCACACGCUCAACGACAGCAAUGGCGAAGUCCAGAACAUGGCUGUCAAAGUGCUAGGACCCUUCGUCAACAAGGCCCCAGAGGCCAUUUUGUGCCCAACAAUCGAGAAAGUCAGCAAUAUUAGAACCGACAACACGAUUGACAACUCAAUACCUGCAACUGCUGUUCGCCAAAUCGUCAUUUCUCUACCACAUCCUGCGCCAGGCGUGACACGGAAUCAAAAAGUGGUCGAUGCCUAUAACGCCGUCAGUCGAGCACUGAUCCCUCGUCUCGUCGGGCGUGUCAUUGUUCCCCUCCCCAAGCCGGGGCCUCCACCGCCAAAGGGCAUGUUGCAGGAAGAUCUAGAGACGGGCAAUGACUCCAACAGUCUGGAUCUCCUCCAAGCUGUUGCCGUCAACUUUGGGCCCAUGCUGCAAAUAGCAGAAGUCGAGGCGCUGGAACAAAUCACCAUGUCUAUCCUUGAGAGCGAGAGAUGUGGCACUGUCAUGAAGAAGAAGGCAGUUCAAGCCCUUUCGGCGCUCGCACCUUACUUCGAUGACCGUCUACUCUCGAAUCACGUCAGUUACUCGAUCGAGCAGAUGCGCCAGCCGCACCUCACGAGUCAGCAGCGGAAGCUGUACAUCACCGUCUUUGGCAGUCUAGCCCGCAGCAUACCGCAGAAAUUUGGUCCCUACCUCAAGACACUCUCUCCAUUCGCACUGGCCCCGCUGAGCCAAGAUGAGCUCGAACAGCAGCAAGAGGCAGAGGCGGAGGCUGAUGGCGAGCGAGAUGUGCAGAUGGAAGAAGUCCGGGAGGCAGCUUUGAGCUCCAUCGCCGCCUUUUUGGAGUGCUGUCCUUUGGACAUGAAGUCAUAUGCAACGGACGUGGCAGAUGCUGCGACGCGCUUCCUCAAAUACGAGCCUAACGUACUCGAUGACGACGAUGAGGACAUGGAGGAAGAGCAGGAGGAAGAUGACGAAUUCGCCGACGAGGACUUCGAGGAAGAGACGGGUUUUGAAGACGAGGACGAUGUGAGCUGGAAGGUUCGCCGAGACUCUGCAAAGGCACUGCGUGCUUUAGUAGGCAUGCUCGACGCAAAAGAUCCAGCAAUCUUCGGCCAGAUCGCCCCUGCGCUCAUCAGCCGCUUCAAGGAGCGCGAGGAGAGCGUGCGGAACGAGGUUGUGAACACUUUAGCGUUCCUCAUCACCAAGACUGGAGCGUCUAAGACGCUGCAUAAGACCGAGGUCAACGUUCUCGCCCCAAGCAGGAAGCGGAGACGUGGUUUCUCAGACUCUCUAGGCUCUGACUUGCAGGCUCAGCAGGCUCUCAUGAAUGGCCACGCCUCACCUCCAACUCCACCUCCUGCCGACGGCUCCGCCCAGGGAUUGGUCAAGAUCAACCCAGAGAUCGUGAAGGGUGCCGCAAAAUUGUUCAAGACAUCCACUCCUGCCACAAAGCAGGCGCUUAUUUCUCUCCUGAAGGACAUGGUGAUCGCACAGCACGGUGGUCUUUCUGACAGCGCCGAUCUUGUGAUCGACCCCGUAGUAGAGGUCAUCAAUGGUGCCGCAUCCACUGGCUCCAAUGUGGCAGCCAACGCUGUGCGGGUCGAGGCUCUGGCCCUACUUCGAGCCAUUGCAGAGACUCAUUCCAGCGAGGUCAUUCAGCCGCAUCUGGACAAGAUUGUUCCGGCGAUUGUCAAGACAGCCAAGGAUCGCUUUGCUAAGGUGUCUGGUGAGGCCUUCUCCACCAUUGAAGUAUACAUCAAAGCUCUCACCCCUCCGCGUUCCACUUCAGACAACAAUGCACCUGUGUUGGCCAAACUUUUCAAUGUCAUCUCGGAGCGCAUCUCUGCUCAAGAGACUGAUACCGAGGUCCGUCGAAAAGCUGUGCAUGCACUCGGUCUUCUCAUCGGUCGCACCAGUGGUGCUGCAUCGAACUUCGUGUCUCAAGAGGACCGUUUUGCUGGUCAGCAGCUUAUCGCAGAGCGCAUGAAGAACGAACUGACUCGGCUGUCGAGUGUUCGCGCUGUCGACACUAUUGCAGUGCUUGCGCAGACACCAAAAGACUUCAAGCCGGGCUUUGUCAAUGCCGUCGCCCUCGAGCUAGGCGCUCAGCUUCGCAAGUCCAGCCGCUCGUUGCGAGGUGCCAGUCUGAGUGCUCUGCGCAUGCUUGCCGUCAACCAGGCUUCUAGGGAUAGCAUGGAUGAUACGGUGAUUGCACAGCUCGUGGAAAUGCUUGUACCCUUGUUGGAGUCUGGCGAUCUACACAUGAUGGGUCCUGCCUUGAUUGUGCUGGCCUCUUUUGCUAAAGACAAGCCUCAAACAGUUGCUACGGACCCAGUCAUUGCUGGCAUUUGCAGCAUUGUGCGAUCGCCAUUGUCCGGGUCUGCACUCGAUGCGCUGAUCACCUGCGUUGAGUCCAUCGGUAAAGCCGGGGCCGGCCAGCGCUUGAUGGCAUCAUUGUUGAACAUUGCCCCGGCUGGAGAUACCGACGUGACUGGUCAGGUCAUUGGCACGCUGCUCGUCGCCGGAGGAGAUAGCGUUGGUGUGCAACUUGACUCCUUCGUGCAUGAGCUUCAGACGCAGACAGAUGAGGCAAAGAGAUGUCUCGCGCUGUCUGUACUGGGAGAAGCUGGUCUGCGCCAAGGUACACAAUUCCCACUCAACCCGGACUCUUUCACGCCAUACUUCGCAGACGAGUCGGAGAAGGUCAAGCUCGCUGCUGCAGUCGCACUCGGACGCGCUGGAGCUGGAGAUGUGAAGACAUACCUACCGAAGAUACUGAACGGAAUGGCACAAGGUCGGCAGUAUCUCCUGCUGCACUCUGUGAAAGAGCUCUUGCAACACAGCACUGCAGAAGAUGAUAUCCGCCCAUACACCAAGAAUUUGUGGGAGAACAUUAUCAAUUCCGGUCAAGCCGAGGACAACAAGGUCGUUGGUGCUGAAUGUGUCGGGCGCUUGGCUAUCAUCGAUCCAGCGGCCUACCUGCCACAGUUGCACACUUUCCUCCAGAACCCCAACCCAGCCGUUCGUGGCAUGGUCAUCGCGGCGCUUCGAUACGUGUUCUCUGACACGGAAGACAGCUACAACGCGCAUCUUCAGGCCACCAUCAUUCCUUUGCUCUCGACUAUGCUACGCGACCGCGAUCUGGACAACCAGCGAUUGUCACUCGCCACCUUCAACUCCGCACUUUAUAACAAGCCGGACCUCGUCCUACCGCAUCUGGGCGAACUUUUGCCUUACGCAAUGCAGGCCACAGUCAUUCGUCCUGAGCUCAUCCGUGAAGUGCAAAUGGGUCCUUUCAAACACAAGAUCGACGAUGGACUGGAAAUGCGCAAGUCUGCAUACGAGACGCUCUAUGCUCUGCUUGACUCUCCCGCAUCUCGCGAGCGUAUUGACAUGUCUGCCUACUACGAUCGAAUUGUGGCUGGAGUGGGAGACGACCAUGACAUCAAGAUUCUGUGUUGCCUUGUGCUCAUUAAGUUGCUCACUAUUGCUCCUCACGAGAGUGGCCGUCGUUUGGAGAGCCUCGCGCAACAGUUCCGCACCGUGCUCACCUUCAAGCCCAAGGACACUGCUGUCAAGCAAGAACUUGAGAAGCUUGCCGAGGAACAGAAAGCGGUUGUCAAGGUCAGCGUCUACUUCAACAAGGCUUUCGGAGUUGACACUACAGGUGACGCUGCCGUGGGUGGGACCAAUCGUGCCUGGAAGGAUUACUUUGACUAUGUCAAGAAGGACCAUCAUGCUGCUACCAAGGCGGCGGAGGACGAGAUCCGUCAGACGGGCGGCGGUGCCGGAGGAUUGGCCGCAGCGUAGAAGGCUGUGAAGAAAUAUCCGGAAGCUUUGCAGAUGUGGCAUGACUGGGUGGGAGAUACGAGUAUGAUGAUCAAAACCGUGGGUCCAGAUCAUUCGCCGUCACAGGACGUUUUCAUGAAAGAGGUUGGUCCUGUGGAAGGCGAAGUCAAACGCAGGCUAAAGGCAAAGGUCGAGGCUGCUGCUCAGGGCUUGACUGACCACGAGAUGGAUGAUGCCGAUGACAAGGGGGGUUUUUUUGCCAGGAUGAGAAUUUCGAGAGGCGAGAGGCGGUCACGGCGUAGUGGCCAUUCGCCUCAUUGAGAGGAUACCGAAUUCUUUGCGUUGUUUCCUCAUCGUUCUUCUUUUGGUUGUGGCAUAGCGAUCACGGUUCAGCGAGCAGAUCGGACGAGAAUAUGAUACAGUAGAGAGGUAUGAAAAGCAGCUUGUAUGCAUGGUGCGCUCUGGAAUUGCGAGUUGCUGUCUCGCUCCGUUGAUCAAUGCAGGAUGCCAGCAUCACG